AUGAGUAUAACAAGUGAGGAGCUAAACUACUUAAUAUGGAGAUAUUGUCAGGAGAUGGGGCAUGAGGUGAGCGCAUUGGCCCUACAGGAUGAAACAAGAGUCUUAGAAUUUGAUGAGAAGUAUAAAGAACACAUCCCUCUAGGUACACUGGUAAAUCUAGUACAGAGAGGAAUUCUGUAUACGGAGAGCGAGCUGAUGGUUGAUAGUAAGGGCGAUAUUAGCUCUUUAGAUGAACGUCAUCUCUCUGACGAUUUCAAUUUGGUUCAGGCGUUGCAAGUGGAUAAGGAAAAGUUCCCCGAAAUUUCUUCUGAGGGAAGAUUUGCUUUAGAGAAUAAUUCCGAGAAUAGUAAAGUAAGCAAAAAUGGAACUAUUUUGGCUGAAAGGGCAAACCAAGAAGAUGAUACUACUUCUAUCAGCGCCAAGGAUAACUUAGAUGGGUUUGUCAAGACGCUGAGGGAGAUAGCAAGAUUAGAUAAUAUUGUUUCGUCUAUCUGGAAUCCCUUGGAUGACUCUAUACUUGCAUAUGGUGAAAAAGAUUCUGUUGCAAAACUAGCUAAAAUAAUACAAACAGAUCAAGAAGGACGAAAGCUCUGGGAUGUCAUUAUAAUAGCGGAAUUAAGACACCCCUUCGCUUUAAGUGCUAGUAGUGGUAAGACAACAAAUCAAGUUACAUGUCUUGCUUGGUCGCAGGAUGGUAAUUCAAUUGUAACAGGUGUGGAGAAUGGUGAGUUAAGAUUAUGGAACAAGUCAGGUGCACUUCAGAACGUUUUGAAUUUUCAUAGAGCGCCUAUAGUCUCUAUCAAAUGGAGCAAAGAUGGAACGCACUUUAUUUCCAUGGAUGUAGAAAAUGUCACUAUACUCUGGAAUGUUUUGAGUGGUACCAUCAUGCAACAUUUUGACUUAAGAGAAACCGGCAGAUCUUCUACUAAUUCGGAGAACAAUACUGAUAGGGAUUCACUUGGUGUUGAUGUUGAAUGGGUAGACGAUGACAAAUUCGUUAUUCCCGGCCCUAAAGGUGCUAUUUUCGUAUAUCAAAUUACAGAAAAGACACCUAUUGGCAAACUCGUUGGACAUCAUGGGCCUAUCAGUGUCCUGGAGUUUAACAACUCCAAUAAACUCCUACUAAGUGCUUCAGAUGACGGUAGUCUAAGAAUAUGGCAUGGCGGUAACGGUAAUUCCCAAAAUUGCUUCUACGGGCACUCACAAAGUAUAGUAUCGGCGUCAUGGGUCGGUGAUGACAAAGUAAUAUCAUGCUCAAUGGAUGGGUCUGUUCGCCUAUGGUCAUUGAAGGAGAAUAUACUAUUAGCUCUAUCGAUCAUAGAUGGUGUCCCCAUUUUUGUUGGAAGAUUAUCACAAGACGGAGAAAAAUACGCAGUCGCCUUCAUGGAUGGGCAAGUGAAUGUCUAUGAUCUGAGAAAACUGAGUAGUAAUCCACAGAAUCUAAUGCAGCAAUCUUUAUAUCACAGUAGCACUGAUAACGUUUUAGUUCCGAAACCUAUUCCUCUCUACGCUAGUUAUCAAAGUAGCCAAGACAACGAUUGCAUAUUUGACCUGUCAUGGAACUGUGCGGGUGACAAGAUUUCUGUAGCAUACUCACUUGAAGAGGGUUCAAUUGUGGCAAUAUAA
Saccharomyces mikatae IFO 1815 is the source of this 1626-nucleotide messenger RNA. RefSeq names its product Sif2p (gene SIF2). The transcript has a single exon. Gene Ontology annotation, cellular component: Set3 complex. The record is from RefSeq and is a predicted model, not a curated record. Bases 1 to 1626 code for a protein of 541 amino acids. NCBI's taxonomy places the organism in Eukaryota, Fungi, Ascomycota, Saccharomycetes, Saccharomycetales, Saccharomycetaceae. Gene Ontology annotation, molecular function: transcription corepressor activity; protein binding. Gene Ontology annotation, biological process: regulation of transcription by RNA polymerase II.